AUGGAGCUCCCGCAGAUGCCGGAGCUGAUGGGCCUGUCGCUGUUGCUCGGGCUGCUGGCCCUCGUGGCGACGGCGGCGGUAGCGCGGGGGUGGCUGCGCGCGGAGGAGGAGACGAACGGCCGGUCCGCCGGCCAAAAAGCAAUCGGAUGCCCACCUGACAAGUCCUUGAAAUCCAAGAAGCAGAAACCGCAACAGCGGAUUCGCAAGGAGAAGCCUCAGCAACACAACUUCACCCACCGCCUUCUGGCUGCAGCAUUGAAGAGUCACAGUGGGAACAUAACUUGCAUGGACUUCAGCAGCAAUGGCAAGUACCUGGCUACCUGUGCAGAUGACCGUACCGUCCGCAUCUGGAGCACAAAGGACUUCCUGCAGCGGGAGCACCGCAGCAUGAGAGCCAACGUGGAGCUGGACCAUGCCAUCCUGGUGCGCUUCAGCCCUGACUGCAGAGCAUUCAUUGUCUGGCUGGCCAAUGGAGACACCCUCCGUAUCUUCAAGAUGAUGAAACGAGACGAUGGGGGCUAUACUUUCACAGCCACCCCGGAGGACUUUCCUAAAAAGCACAAGGCACCCAUUGUCAACAUUGGCAUCGCUGACACAGGGAAGUUCAUCAUGACUGCUUCCAGUGACACGACCAUCCUCAUCUGGAAUCUGAAAGGCCAGGUGCUGUCCACCAUCAACACCAACCACAUGAACAAUACAUAUGCUGCUAUAUCCCCUUGUAGCAGGUUUGUAGCCUCGUGUGGCUUCACCCCAGAUGUAAAAGUUUGGGAAGUCUGCUUUGGGAAGAAAGGGGACUUCCAGGAGGUUGUGCGAGCAUUUGAACUGAAGGGCCACUCUGCAGCCGUGCACUUCUUCGCUUUCUCCAAUGACUCCCGGAGGAUGGCCUCUGUCUCCAAGGACGGCACGUGGAAACUGUGGGACACAGACGUGGAAUACAAGAAGCAGCAGGACCCCUACUUGCUGAGGACAGGCCGCUUUGAAGAAGCGAGCACUGUGCCGUGCCGCCUGGCGCUCUCCCCUGAUGCCCAGGUCUUGGCCUUGGCCAGUGGCAGCAGUAUUCAUCUCUACAACACCCGGCGGGGUGAGAAGGAGGAGUGCUUUGAGCAGGUCCAUGGGGAGUGUAUCAGUGACUUGUCCUUUGACAUCACUGGCCGGCUUCUGGCCUCCUGUGGGGACCGGGCAGUGCGGCUCUUCCACAACACGCCUGGCUACCGGGCAGUGGUGGAGGAAAUGCAGGCCCUCCUGAAGCGAGCCUCCAGCGAAAGCACCCGCCAGAGGCUUCAGCAGCAGCUGAUGCAGGCCCAGGAGGCCCUGAAGAACCUGGGGGCCUUGAAGAAAUGA
Messenger RNA from Rangifer tarandus platyrhynchus (Svalbard reindeer), 1341 nucleotides. NCBI's taxonomy places the organism in Eukaryota, Metazoa, Chordata, Mammalia, Artiodactyla, Cervidae. The record is from the annotation of a GenBank genome assembly.